AGACACCGCAGCAUCCACCUCUUCAUCUCUCCCCGUAACCAUCCAUGUUGUUACAACCUGCUCCAUGCUGCGAAGGAGAUGGAACAAGUGAGAAGCGCGUCAGUCACGUCUUGUGUCAUGGUUUUGGCUCUUGCCUCAACCUCCACAUGCCGCCAAAUCGCGCGUAAUUCUCUUCGUUUUGCUUCCUCCAAGCCGCCUCGAAAAUCACACCCACGUCUCUCUGUCUCCAAACCCGUCAAACCGCCGCCAGAACCCGACAAAUGGAACUAUAAUUCUAGUUCGCUGCUUGUUGGCGAUGCCAAAACCCAAGAAGAGCUCGCAGCAUACGAGCUUGUCGAUGCGAAUGCGCUCGAGGAAUGCACUAAGCAGCCUAAGCAGGUGAAGAUGCUCGUCCGCGACUGGAUUGAAGACUGCUUGUACAACCCCAACUACGGCUACUUCCCCAAGCAAGCCGUGAUUUUCGAUACGCAGGACAUCGUGUUCGACUUCCCCAAACUCCGGAAUUCGGUGGAUUUCCAGGAGGAAAUUGGCAAGCGCUAUGCAGCCUAUGGCUCAGACGAACAUCAAGGGCCAGGCAGGCAGAUUUGGCAUACACCCACAGAGUUGUUUAAGCCGCAUUAUGGCGAGGCCAUUGCUCGCUGUCUGGUUUCCGAGUAUCUCCUCAAAUACUUUCCCUACGAGGAUUUUGUCAUAUACGAGAUCGGCGCUGGGAAUGGCACGUUGGCGAUGAACAUACUCGAUUUCCUCAAGAGAAACUACCCAGAGGUCUACGACCGCACGCGCUACAACAUUAUCGAGAUCUCAGGCAGCCUUGUUGGGUUACAACGCAAGAAGCUCUCUUCCCGCCACCCUUGUGUGAAGGUGGUCCAUAAGAGUAUAUUUCGCUGGGACAAGAGAGAGGACUCGCCGUGUUUCGUUGUGGCCAUGGAAGUCAUCGACAAUUUCGCGCAUGAUAUGGUUCGUUAUGACCUCAAAACUCUCCAACCACUACAAGCAUUAGUAACGGUAGACGAUCGAGGAGACUACGAUAUGAUCUACUCUCCAGUAACCGAUCCGCUUAUUGCCUCUUUCCUCAAACUACGGACACGGUUAGCACACCCCCCAGCGAUUCCUCGUCUCCUUAGGGCUGCUCCUCCCCUGUUGAAAUUCUAUGCAAACCUCCCAUUUGCCCCCAACCUCUCUACCCCUGAAUAUAUUCCGACCCGAUUGUUGAGUCUCCUCCGGACGCUGCGGACCCACUUCCCGCGACAUCGGCUGCUCCUCUCGGAUUUCUUUUCCAUGCCGGAAUCCAUAAAGGGCCAGAACGCCCCUGUCGUCCAAACGCGGUUCCAAAACACGACUGUCCCCGUUACCACGCUGCUUGUCGCCCCUGGCUACUUCGACAUAUUCUUCCCGACGAACUUCGAACAACUACGUGACAUGUAUGAGCACACCCUGGCGGAACCUGCUGACACCCCCUCGCCGUCGACAGCUCUCGGUGCAGAUUUUUUCUCCUCUUACCAUCCGAGCAACCGGCGGCGGCCAAUCGAAGGCGUGACAUCGGCCAGUGGCCUGCCCGUGGGGGAGCGCAAGUCAAGUGUGUUCACGCAUGCGCAGUUCCUCAACACUUACGGCGACAUUGACAAGACGCGGUUGAGGAAUGGGGAGAACCCCAUGGUGGACUUUUACCAGAAUGUCAAGUUUUUAUUCUAA
This is a messenger RNA of Mycena indigotica, 1692 nucleotides long. Its product is annotated as Protein arginine methyltransferase NDUFAF7. The record is from RefSeq and is a predicted model, not a curated record. Gene Ontology annotation, cellular component: mitochondrion. NCBI's taxonomy places the organism in Eukaryota, Fungi, Basidiomycota, Agaricomycetes, Agaricales, Mycenaceae. Gene Ontology annotation, molecular function: protein-arginine omega-N symmetric methyltransferase activity. Bases 79 to 1692 code for a protein of 537 amino acids. The transcript has 2 exons.